Messenger RNA from Suillus subaureus, 309 nucleotides. RefSeq lists its product as uncharacterized. Bases 1 to 309 code for a protein of 102 amino acids. NCBI's taxonomy places the organism in Eukaryota, Fungi, Basidiomycota, Agaricomycetes, Boletales, Suillaceae. The record is from RefSeq and is a predicted model, not a curated record. The transcript has a single exon.
AUGGUUCCCGAAAGCAGCAAAACAUUUUUUGGGUAUAUCUCAGACCUAUCCAGUGACUCUGAGUCAGAUUCAGACAUUGAGGACUCUGACAUUAACUCACCAGAUACUAAUGACAACAAUGAAAUGAUGCCCACUGGUAAUGGCUGGCUGCCAAGAGUCCCUCCUCACAAACAGCAGAGAUUAGAUGUGCCCCAGAGAGUUCAACAGGAGUGCAAGCAGGAAUAUUGGAGCAAGGAGAUGAAUAAAGCCUUGGAGGACAUGGACAAGUUGCUAAAGUCAAAGAAGAUGCAGUUUAUUGGUAGUCCAUGA